Molecule: messenger RNA, 732 nt
Organism: Vicia villosa (hairy vetch)
Lineage: Eukaryota; Viridiplantae; Streptophyta; Magnoliopsida; Fabales; Fabaceae
Product: protein TRACHEARY ELEMENT DIFFERENTIATION-RELATED 7A-like
Exons: 1
Coding region: 1-732 (243 amino acids)
Biological process (GO): plant-type secondary cell wall biogenesis
Source: RefSeq, a predicted model, not a curated record
AUGGCCUCUAUUCAACCCAACUUCUAUUUUCCUUACCCUCUCAACCCUCCACCUUCACCUUUCCACCCUUUUAACCCUCCACCAUCUCAUUCCUUCAAAUCUCCACCACCAUCACCACUAUCACCACCAUCUCAUUCAUUUCCUCCACCUCCUCCACACGGACACCCUCCACCACCGUCAUCUCAUCCAUUUUCCCCUCCACCACCACAAGUCCGCCCACCACCGUCUCAUCCAUUUUCCCCUCCACCACCACACGCCCACCCACCGCCGUCUCCACAUCACCCAAUUUCCCCUCCUCUACCACCACACAUCCGCGCACCCCCACCACCAUUUCCACCUUCUCCCUCUCCAUACCACCCUACCGUCAUUAUCAUUGUGAUCAUCGCAUCUGGUGGGAUUGCCUUGCUUUCAAUGCUCGCCUUUGCAUUAUUUUGCUGCAUCCAAAAGAGGAAGAAGAAAACACAAGAAACCGAUAUGGUUCACAUCGAUGAACAUAAAAAGGUUACAGAAACAAUUGUUCCUGGUCCUUUUGGAAAACCAACAGUGGUGAUUUCAGUCGAAGAUGAUGUUCAUGUUGAUGAAGUAAUCAAGAAGAAUGAAGCAGUUGGUCAUGGUUUACAUGCUGAAGCAUCUAAAGCUGAAUCAAGUCAAGACAAUGCUACUACUAGUAGUAAUGAAAGUGCAACAACUACUACUUCUCCUGGUCGUGAACAUCAUGGUAUUUAUCCAUAA